Molecule: messenger RNA, 573 nt
Organism: Pelobates fuscus (common spadefoot toad)
Lineage: Eukaryota; Metazoa; Chordata; Amphibia; Anura; Pelobatidae
Product: cytochrome c oxidase assembly factor 5
Exons: 3
Coding region: 186-413 (75 amino acids)
Biological process (GO): mitochondrial respiratory chain complex IV assembly
Cellular component (GO): mitochondrion
Source: RefSeq, a predicted model, not a curated record
AGCUCAGUAUACCCGGCGGGAGGGGAGGGGCCAUUGACCGGGCAGGACCUGUUUGCAUAGUGGCGGAAAUACGUAGAGAGUGUGCGACGGAAGUGGCCAUGGUACCAGGUAAUAUGGCGCUGCCCAUAACGAGCAGCCUGUAAAACCGUGUGACCGUCUCACCCCCGGGAGAGCGAGCUGCCGCCAUGCCGAAAUACUACGAGGACAAAGUGGAGGACAGGCACCCGUGUGCUGGGGUCAAGGAGGAUCUCAAGGACUGCCUCCUGAAAAGUGUCUGUGUGCUGCAGGAAGGAAAGACUCCCAAGGAUUGUCUUAAAGAGGGUUACUGCAAAGCUCUGCAAGUCACAUUUUUUGAGUGCAAAAGAUCAAUUCUGGACAACAGAUCAAGGUUCAGAGGGAGGAAGGGCUACUGAAAAGUCUGCCAAAUAAAGAAAAGUUGAACGCAUUCCAUAACUAUAUUGAAGAUCCUACUGGAAACAUGCAUAUUUAUAACAUGGUGUGCUGGUGUAAUAAAGAAUCAAAUGAAAUGUGCUCGACAUAACUAAACUAAAUAAUAUAUUUUUAUACUUUGUA